CACCUUGCCGACGAGCGCGAGGGCCACUGUCCUCCGCAGCAGGAGUCCCUAGUACGGGGGGUUUAUCUUUCUUUUCCGUCCGUCGAAGAGCCUUGAAAGCAGGUCUCUCCUUGAAAUAGCGUCCGUCUUUACCCAAGUCCGCGCAAUUAAGACAGCAAGAUGGACCGAAAACUCAGCUUCGCUCUUGUCCGACAAGUUUUCCAGCGAGUUCCGCUCGUCCUCAAGACCGUCGCCCUCAAUCUUCUUCGCCUCUCUCCCACCGGAGGAAAGCAAGAUCUCAAGCUGGAAGUCUCCGUAGGAUUUAUUCGAUCCUUCUUCAACUUCUCUGCUUCGUCUCUCCAGAUGCAAAAGCGGAGCGUGAGAGACCCCGGAAAGAAAGGGUACAUGUGGGUAUCGGCAGUGACGAUGCCAAAGCCCCCCGAGAAUGACGUGCUCCAGGCAUUGUUGAAGGCAAUAGAAUAUCAUAUGGACGGUUCGGAGACGUACGAAGUUCCGAAGGUGUGUGAUGUUGAGGCAGAGUGGAAUGCAUAUAGGCAGGGAGCGCAUGCGAGGACUCCGCAGCCAAAUAUUUCUGAGGAGGCUAAAUAUGCAAGAUUGAUGGAAGAUGUUAACGAGGAUCUCACCAUUCUUUAUUUCCAUGGCGGUGCUUAUCACAUGAUGGACCCAUGCACGCAUCGUGGAGUGACAACGAAAUUAUCCAAACUAACCGGUGGCCGAUGCUUUUCCGUUCGAUACAGAUUGGCACCUCAAAACCCGUUCCCAGCCGCGGUAUUAGAUGCCUUGGUCGCAUAUCUGUCUCUCAUCUCUCCUCCUGAGGGUGCUUUCCACGACCCCGUCCCCGCAAACAAGAUUGUUCUAGCAGGAGACUCGGCAGGCGGUGGCCUCUCUCUUGCUCUUGUACAAACCCUUUUAACACUUCGCCGAAUAUCUCCUACUUAUACCAUUCGCUUUCAUGGCAAGGACAUCCCCGUUGAACUACCCGCUGGCCUGGCCUUAUCAAGUCCCUACUGCGAUAUCACGCGAUCCCUUCCAUCAGUAUACCGUAACUCCAAAUAUGACUAUAUAACUCCUCCUCCACAAACGCCUGGGUCGCUCUAUGAGCCGUAUCCAUUCCCGCCAGACGCAACCUGGCCUACAGAUCCACCGAGGGUUGAGAUGUAUGCGAAUGCCAGCAUGUUUACCCAUCCCUUCGUUUCACCUGUUGCCGCUCCCAAGGACACAUGGAAAGGGAUGCCGCCUAUCUUCAUAACUCUUGGAGAGGAGUCACUCGAAGACGAAGGUAUAUAUCUGGCGCGCAACAUUCACCGUGCAGGUGGUACUGUUGUGUUAGAACGCUUUGAAGCUAAACCACAUUGUUUUGCAUUAAUUCUGCCCACCACAGAGGCCGCUAGGCUGUGCUUUCAGAGUUGGGCCGAGUUUUGCACCUAUGCAGUGCAGGGUCAGGUGCAGAAGACAGGCAAGGCGUUGUUCCUGGAUCAUGCUGUGCGUCAUGUUGAGAGAAAGGAGUUGGACAGCUUACGAGAUCUAAGUGAAGAAGAGGUGCAAAGGAGGGUGGUUGAGGGGAAGAACUGGAGGUUGGAUGGCGAAAAGGAGUUAAUCAGGAAGUGGAAUAAGUGGGCAAAGCUUUGAGAUUUGGGGUCUUUGGCAUUUGAUCAGGAUGUUUGGUGGUGUUUAUGGCUUUGGGUUAAUUGAAAUAGAAUUCCUGCGGGCGUAGUGGGCGUACGGGUGGCCCUUUAGAAGAUUGCGUAGAU
Messenger RNA from Coccidioides posadasii C735 delta SOWgp, 1751 nucleotides. RefSeq lists its product as uncharacterized. The record is from RefSeq and is a predicted model, not a curated record. Gene Ontology annotation, molecular function: lipase activity. NCBI's taxonomy places the organism in Eukaryota, Fungi, Ascomycota, Eurotiomycetes, Onygenales, Onygenaceae.